Messenger RNA from Scatophagus argus, 2202 nucleotides. RefSeq names its product BCL2 interacting protein 1a (gene bnip1a). Gene Ontology annotation, cellular component: endoplasmic reticulum; SNARE complex. Gene Ontology annotation, molecular function: SNAP receptor activity. Bases 76 to 762 code for a protein of 228 amino acids. Gene Ontology annotation, biological process: retrograde vesicle-mediated transport, Golgi to endoplasmic reticulum. NCBI's taxonomy places the organism in Eukaryota, Metazoa, Chordata, Actinopteri, Scatophagidae. The record is from RefSeq and is a predicted model, not a curated record. The transcript is spliced from 6 exons.
UUUGGCCAAAACUGAAAGUCGAAGUUUAAAAUAGACUUCCGGCUUGCCGUACAUCAGGCCGACUACGUUGGCAACAUGGCGUCUUCAGAUGUCCACGUACGAAUAUGUGAACAAGAAAUACUGAAAUAUGACUUGGAAAUCAAAGCUCUCAUUCAGGAUAUUAGUGAGUGCACAGGUCCUCAAAGCAAGCUGACAGAGCUGAACACAGAGGUUAAAAAGAGUUUCCACAACCUCAGACUGCGGAUUCAGGAUUUCGAGCAACUGGCUAAGGAGCAGGACAAAGAGUCAGACAAGCAAGCUAUGAUUGGUCAGGUAGAGGGACACAGAAAACAAAUGCUAAGUAACCAGACAGCUUGGAGGAAAGCCAACCUGACCAGCAAACUGUCCAUAGACAACAUGGAAAAGCAGGCACUUCUUAAUGGAACAAAUAGUGCAGUGAGGCAAAGGAAGAUGACCAAAGAGUCCUUGGCUCAGACAGCUAGUGAUAUUACUGAGAAUCUCAUGAGCAUCAGCCGGAUGAUGGCACAGCAGGUUCAGCAGAGCGAGGAGACCAUGACAUCACUAGCAACGUCCUCAAGGACAGUCCAAGAGACCAAUGACGAAUUUAAGACCAUGACGGGGACCAUCCAGCUCGGGAGGAAACUCAUCACCAAAUACAACCGCAGGGAGCUCACUGAUAAACUGCUAAUCUUCCUGGCACUUGCCCUCUUCCUCGCCACAGUUCUCUACAUCCUCAAGAAGAGACUGUUCCCCUUCCUGUAGACCAGGUACCUUUUGAGGGACUCUCCCAUUACCACACACAUUUGCGCUGUCCACGAUCGGGGCAAAUGAUUUAAACACCGCCGAAUGCUGCCUGUCAUACUACUCACACACACACGCUACACACGAGUGUCUGCCCAGGGGAAUGUGGAUCGCUCACUUUCCUGAACUGUGAUGCUGCUGAGGGUGAAAUACUGUCCGCAAAGAGGAAUAUAAAGGUACAAUCCUGUAGUCCCAUGCAGUGUUUAAUUUAUCGAAAAGAAUUUGGUUCUUCAUAUAAUGAAAAUAGUGCAUUCUAAUGGAAAAGACGUGUUGGUGGAACAAAAUGUGUCCAAUAUCCAUCCUUAGUUAGUUACUGUGACAGUAAGUUGUGGGAGCACAUAGACAAACCAUAUUAAUCUUUUCUUUUAUACACUCUUGUGGAAGAUAUCAGUAUGGUUUUUCUUUUCACGCAUAUUCUCACAAACCUAAAGCUUCUUAAAGUGCAGAAAAUAAUUCCCACACACUUAAAAUAGUGGUUCUCAGUUUACUUCAUACGUUGCUUUGAGUGCAGGUAAGUGUGAGUAGAGAGAGAGAGAGAGAGAAACAGAAUUUCAAUAAAAUCUGACAUUCACUAAACAAGUGCACUUUUCGUGUCAGUUCAACCAGAUUUAAAUGACAUGUAUGUUACAAAACAUUGUUACAGCAGUAUGUGAUUUAUUAUAAUGUUGUAACAAUGUUAAGUAUGCACAUUGUAGGAACAAUACCAGAACUUAAAAACAAGCAUUUCUGCUCAGCAGAAAUUCCUUCACAUUCCUCACUAACAGGUGUUUGAACCACCUGAUAUCAUAAAAUCAAUGUGCAAGUGAUGCACACGCUUUUAAAAAAAAUAUUAUUUAUAACAAUGUACUGUAUGAUUACCGUAAGGUCUAAUUUAUUAUAGCACUAUUAUUACUUAAUGCUUUUUUGCAAGGAACAAAAUAUUGCAUUGACUUUUAAUUUUCAUGCUAUUGAAGCUCAACUGCGCUCACUAAGUUUAUGUUUAACUGAGCCGGAUUGUCGGAGCAAAAGAAAACGGGUGCGCGCACUUCCCACCAGCUUUGCUCGGGUCGGCGGCGGAGCAGAAAAGCUCAGAAAAGCAGUGGCAGUGAUCACACUGGCAGAGAUAGAGCAGCAUACAUCUCUGCCUUUCUUCAGAUAAGACCCGGAAAAGCAGAUUAUUGCGACCCGUUUCCCUCUGCCUUUGCAGUGCGGGUGGAGGAUGAGGGGGGAUAUUUUUAGGUUUGUGUGGCACUGUUAUCUGACGUUGCCUUUUCAACACCUUGGAGGAGAGGGUGGCCAGAGGAGCUACAUGACCUUGCUACCCUCUCUGCAGUUGCCUGGCGUUGCCAUUUUGUUUAAUAUAUGUAAAUGCUGUCAGUAUUGAUUAACAAUAAAUAAAAAGUCCUCUGGCCUGAUGUUUGA